AUGGAGACGUUUUACGAUAGGCAAGUGUUGUCGUGGAGCAAAUUGUUGCUUUCGAUAUCUGGUCUCUGGCCGGAAAGUCACAACGAUUUUCGUUUUUUUUUUUAUGCUACAUAUAUCAUAAGUUGUACGUUAUUAUUAAUCGUGAGCUUAGUGCAAAAUAUGUACGAUAUUGAAAAAAUGAUGAGAAACAUCACGUUUACUCUUCCAAGUAUCCUAAUUGUGUUGAAGAACAUGAUGUUUCGCUGGAAAAAAGAUCAAUUAUUGCCUUUACUGACAGUGGUGAGAGGAAACGUGAAGAAAGGGCUUUAUCGUAAUUCAGAUGAGAAGGAUAUAAUGAUUUGGUACAAUGUAGCGGCAACAUUAUUUACUACCUCUUCAAUGACAUCAUUAUUCUUUGUGCCUACAUUGUAUUAUAUAAAACCUAUUCUCGAAUGUAUUCUAUCCAGUUCCGGCAAUUGUACUCUUCCAUACGAGCUACCGAUUCAUAUAAAUUCAAUUUAUGAAAUAUCGGGGAUGCGUUCAUACGCGUUAUUUUGCAUAUAUUUAAUGCCGUCCAGCACACUCUUAACUAUCGGUGCGACUGGAGCGGACAGUGUCUUUGUCUCCUUGACGUUUUAUCUCUGCGGCCAGCUAUCAAUUCUUGGUUAUCGGUUGAAAAACAUUGAUUACAUGUCACCAAAGUGUGAUUAUGAAAUUAAGACUUUUACGGAGCAACAUGCAGAGCUCUUGCGAUUAGCAAACAUUUUGACAAAUACAUUUAGUUCACUCAUGUUUAUACAGACAAUGGGUCUGAUUUUUUCUUUGUGCAUCGUGGCAUAUCAACUUCUUAUGACCGCCAAAAAUGGAAAAGAAAUGAACGAGAUUAUUUAUUUUCUAAUAUAUUCCGGAGCGGUGGUGUUAUUGGCAUUUUGCUAUUGUUUUAUAGGAGAAUGUUUAAUUAGUGAAAGCACAGCAUUAGAUUGGAUAUGUUAUUCAACAAAAUGGUAUGAAUUGCCAAUUGAAUCUGUACGUCUUUUAAUGAUAUGCAUGACUCGAUCGCAAAAACCAUUAUAUUUAACAGCUGGAAAGUUUUAUGUCUUUUCCUUGGAAACAUUUGGCAUGAUCUUAAAGGCAUCUGCAGCUUAUCUUUCGGUUUUAAAAACUAUUACAAUGUCAAAACUGGGGAUAAAUCCUGAUAAAGAAUUAUUAGAAGACGACCUUUUAAAAGACAUGGACAUGGAACAAGACAUUCAGCUGCAAGAUGCAGCUGAAAAAAUCAAAAAGCUUGAAGAAGAGUUGGAAUCUUUAAAAAAAAAG
This is a messenger RNA of Linepithema humile (Argentine ant), 1296 nucleotides long. Its product is annotated as odorant receptor 82a-like. Gene Ontology annotation, biological process: sensory perception of smell; detection of chemical stimulus involved in sensory perception of smell. Gene Ontology annotation, cellular component: plasma membrane. Lineage: Eukaryota; Metazoa; Arthropoda; Insecta; Hymenoptera; Formicidae. The record is from RefSeq and is a predicted model, not a curated record. Gene Ontology annotation, molecular function: odorant binding; olfactory receptor activity.